GAUGCUUGUGCAGCUCUUGUGCACCCAAAUCAUUAAACAGCCAAUCAAAUCUGCCCCUGACAUGUGCCCUCCUACUGUUCAGUGAAUGACAAGAAAUUAUUACCUCAAGUCCUCCUCUUAUCUGUACAGUUUGAGUUUUACAGCGCAGAGGACAAACAGGGUCUCAGGCAGAGAAGAGUCUCCAGAAGAGGAGAGUUCAGAUACAGUGAUGCCACCACACUGUGCUGUCCUUGUGCUUUUCAGCAAAGUCUAUGGUCUGCUUGGGAAGAACAUAGUUCAGCCUCACGCGCUUAUGACAGCUCAGCUGGGAGACACUGUGACUCUCCCAUGUUUCUAUGCUAAAGAUGAUGUGCUAUGGUACAGAUGGUUUAAGCAGCCUCUUGGACAGAAGCCUGAGCAAUUGUUAAUGAUAAAAAAUUCUGAACCUUAUACUAUAGAUUUCAAUGAUUUUAUAAACAGUACACGCCUCAGUGCUAAAGCAGCAAAGGGGAGCUCGAACCUGACUGUGUCACAAGUAGAGCCGUCGGAUUCAGCCACAUACUACUGCGCUAUUGUGCUCUACAAUGAUAUCACCUUUGGAGAAGGAACUACAUUAAUGGUCCUGGGGUCAGAGUCACACGGCAGGACAGUAGUACUGCAGCAGCCCGAGUCUGAGUCAGUGCAGCCAGGAGACUCUGUGACUCUGCAGUGUACAGUACACACUGAGACCUGUGCAGGAGAACACAGUGUGUACUGGUUCAGACAGGGCUCAGGAGAGUCCCCUCCAGGAAUCAUUUACACCCAUGGAACCAGGAGUGAUGAGUGCCAGAGGAGCUCUGGGGCUGUGUCUCCCACACAGAGCUGUGUCUACAACUUCCCCAAGAGGAACCUCAGCCCCUCUGAUGCUGGGACUUACUACUGUGCUGUGGCCACCUGUGGGGAGAUCCUGUUUGGGAACGGGACCAAGCUGGACUUUGAGGGAAAUAAAGCCCUUUCUCUUUAUUGCUUGACGGGAGCUUUGAUGUUGAGCGUGAUCCUAAAUAUUGUUCUUGCUCUGACCAGGAGAAAAGGCUAUGAUGAUUGCAAAGGAGCUGCAUCAAACAACCAAGUGAGCGGAGAAGACUUAGCGAACAAACAGAGUCAAGAGGCAGAAAUGCAUUACGCUGCUUUGAACAAGAGGGAAGUGGAGAAGGAAUAUGAGGUUAUGAGAUUUAGAGACCGCAAGUGAAGCUUUCCAUAGAAAUGUAUCUUUGUCACAAGAAUGAUCGAAAUGUUCCCUCACUAGAGUUGGUGAUCAUUAUGCCAUGUGUCUGUAAAUGAUGUCACAUUUACUGGAUUUGCCAAGAGCUGUGCUUGUUCUUAUAUUUUUGCUGUUUUUCAAAUACACAAAGUAAAA
Anguilla rostrata (American eel) is the source of this 1375-nucleotide messenger RNA. RefSeq names its product immunoglobulin superfamily member 3-like. The transcript is spliced from 6 exons. The record is from RefSeq and is a predicted model, not a curated record. Gene Ontology annotation, biological process: response to bacterium. The coding region runs from base 86 to 1207 and encodes 373 amino acids. NCBI's taxonomy places the organism in Eukaryota, Metazoa, Chordata, Actinopteri, Anguilliformes, Anguillidae.